Porites evermanni is the source of this 1141-nucleotide messenger RNA. The record is from the annotation of a GenBank genome assembly. NCBI's taxonomy places the organism in Eukaryota, Metazoa, Cnidaria, Anthozoa, Scleractinia, Poritidae.
AUGUCCCUAAAGAAGGCUCGAGAACAUUUGCUCUAUGCAUUAGAUGAAAGGUUAAUUACAGACGAGGAGUUUCUACUCCUGUAUGAUGUGAAUAGGUCAACUAACUUAGAUUUUCCUUACGAGCAGUACCCACUUUUUGAUCUCGACGACAUGCAAAACGACGAGUGCUUGGCGGAGUUUCGGGUCCAUAAAAACGACCUUCCUAUUCUAGCAGAGGUUUUAGGAAUCCCUGACCAAUUUGUCUUGGAACAAAGAAGUGUUGUAGGAGGAAUGGAGGCACUAUGCAUGUUGCUGAAGAGGCUGACAUACCUGUGUCGAUACAGUGAUAUGUUGCACAGGUUCGGACAACGACCUGUAUCGGUAAUGUGCCUGGCUACAAACUGUGUUCUGGACUUCAUUUACGAAGCCUAUUGCCGAAGAAUUACCGACUGGAAUCUGGCCGCAUUGAAUCCACCUGCCCUGCAAACGUAUGCUGAUUGUAUACAUCAACAUGGAGCACCUCUAAAUAACUGUUUUGGUUUUAUCGACGGGACAGUGCGUCCGAUAGCCAGGCCAGGAACAAACCAACGAAUCCUUUAUAAUGGGCACAAGCGUGUACACAGCUUAAAAUUCCAGGCUGUAGCCAUUCCAAAUGGUCUUAUCGCCCAUUUAUAUGGUCCAGUUGGUAAGAAUCUGAUGUAUGAUCUCGUAAAAAUAAAAAACAUUUGCUAGGAUUACUGUGAAAUUUUGCCUGUGAAGUGUCCCAUAUUUGAAGUAGAUUAAUGCACAUGAAUCAUAUCGGAAAAAAACAGGUCAGAAACAGAAAAAAGUUUUACAGUUUUACACUGAAGAAGGUUUACUAUGUUUGCCAUCCAUAUACAGGAAUUAGCAUUUCCCAGUCAGAAUGCUUGACCAUACCGAAGGCACUUUCCUUUUUUACCUUUCAGAGGGAAGAAAACACGACGCUGGAAUGCUCAGAGAAUCAGGAUUGCUCCCAAUGUUGCAACACAAUGCAAUAUCCCCUACCGGCCAACCACUGUGUGUGUAUGGAGACCCUGCGUACCCUUUGAGGGUCCACUUGCAAGCGCCUUUUCGACAGGGUGUUGGGUUCACUCCCCAAAUGGCUGCUUACAAUAAAAGCAUGAGUGAAGGGUCUCCGUAG